AUGUUUCCAAUAUCAUCAACCCAAGUAGCAGGUGGCAAUUAUGGAGGUGACAGUUACGGAAGUAAUGUUGAAUAUCCACGUUGCUGCGAUUUAUGCACUCGAGAUGUGAGAAAAUUUUCUAAUCGUUUCGAAUUUGCUCAACAUCUGCGGGCUAUGCAUUGCACAAAGGAAGGUGGAUCGUUUAUAUGUCGUUAUGGGCCAAAUAGAGUUUGUCAAACAUUACCUUUAGAAGGUGUUUCUGAUCACGAUUACGAAGUUCAUAUCCGGAAAUGUCAUGCCAAUUUUAGUGAGUGA
Messenger RNA from Acanthocheilonema viteae, 294 nucleotides. Lineage: Eukaryota; Metazoa; Nematoda; Chromadorea; Rhabditida; Onchocercidae. The record is from the annotation of a GenBank genome assembly.